AAAAAAGUUCAGAUAUGUUAUAGGUCAAUUCGGCUCAGUUAUCAAGACAUAGAUAGUUUUAUUAAAUUGUACAGGCGGAAAACACCAAAUAUUUAUAACCUUUAAUAGGAAUAUUAUUCUUUUAAAUAUUAUUUGUUCAAAAAUGUUCACUUUCUGCUUUUAAAACCGCUGCUGCUCGUUGUAUCUUAAAUUGUUGCCAUUUAAUUUGCCUAAAUUCAAUACUAUUAUGCUAUCAAUGCUAUUACUAUUUGUUGUUUCUAUUAUUCUAGUCAACUAGCUGUUGAUAAGUUUUUGGUUUAUCGUCAUUAUAUAUACAAAAUUUCAAACAACCCUACAAAAAGAAAUCCAGAACGAGGCGGGGUUCAGCCAGCAAAUAUAUGUAUCAAACUGAGCUCUAUGUAGCGAUGAGCCAGUCUAUAAUUGGAUAAAUUACACAACUCAUAUUCAUAGAUAAACCCUUCCUCGUUCGUUCAUAAAUAGUCUGCUGAAGUAAAUAUGUUCAGUAUCUUUUAUUCAUUCGAGUAAUGUGCGUUGUUUUACCUCAUAAAUUGUGUCAAGUAAAUUUGCAUCAAGUGGUUAUUUGUGAUCUAUCUAAAACUUUUGGAAAUAUGAAUAACGACAAUAUCGACGAAAAUAUUAUUUCGUUAUAUAAUGCUCAAAAGUGGGAAGAAAUCGCUGCUUUGUCUUCCACGACUGAUGAUUUUAGAACUUGCAAAUUAUCAUGGGUAUUGCCUGACAUAAAUGAUUUAUGCUGGAUAAAUGAAAUUGUACAAAAAUAUAAUUUAUCGGGAAUUGCAAGUAUUGGAUGUGGUUGUGGAUUACUAGAAUGGUUAUUGCAAAAAUAUUCAGGUUUAGAUAUCGUGGGAAUAGAAUUGGAUAGUUCAUGGUGGAAUAGCAAGUAUUCUCCACCACAAUUUCUGAAAAAUAUUAUUUUCGUUGAAAAUAAGUCGACAAAUUUUCUAGUGCCAAAGAAAUACGCUAUGUUAUUUUGCUAUUUUAACAACAGUACAGCGUUCCAUGAUUAUAUGAAAAAUUACAAAGGAAAUCUAAUUCUAGUCAUUGGACCUGAAGGAAAUAAUUACACGACUGAUCCACUACCAUUUGACAUAAAAUUUCAAAAAUAUAAUUGGAAGUUAACAAAGGUGAAAAAACUUGUGUAUUCCAAUAAUUAUAUUACUGCAUAUAGUAACAUGUAACAUUUAAAAUCACGAGUUUGAAGUGAUACAUAUUGUAUAAUUUUGUGUAAUUAUAAAAUAAUUUUUAAGCAAUCCAUGGGUCUGAUCUCCCUUUUAAUUGCAUUUUUUACAUUUUUCUCUGAUAGUAUUUUCGAUUGAAACAAUUUAAAGCAGGAAGCAAAUAUCGGUUGUAUGAGGGAGAAUUCACACUUUGAUAAAAAAGUAAAAGAACAACCAAUCAUAAUUCGCGCUGGUGGUCGAUAGUUUCUGCUUUAUCUGCUGUUUAUUACCAACGCGAGUUCUGAUUGGCUGCUGCUUUUCUGUCAAGGUGUGAAUUCUCCCUAGGAUGCAUUUCGACUCCCCCCCUCCCCCCCACCUAGGUACACCUCACACCUAGAGUGCGUUCAGAUUCUUUUCGAGUAAUCCUGUUGAACUUUAGGUGAGACGUUCACAUUCUCACUCUAUCCACUGGAGAGGGUGUAAAAGCCACACGGGUCUAUAAAGCGGGUCUACAAUGAAAAUUUAAGCUCUAAGCUUUAAAAAAUUGACUAAUCACAGUCGAUUAUUCUUCUCAUAUUCGACUGUGAUUGGUCAAUUUUAGCACCUAUUGUAGAUCGGAAUUGAGCCGGGUGAAAUGGAUGGUGAUGACGCAAUGCGCUCCAAAAUGUAUUGAUAAUGCCGAAUCAAUAGUUCAUAUUACCCAUAAUAGAUUUUAGUACUAAUAGCGAUUAUCGGAAUACUGCCUGGAGUCGACUCAAACCGAAUGAGCAAAUUUAAUUUCUUGCAAAAUUUAAAAUGCCAGGAAAUGUCAAUUUAAAAUGCUCGGAGAUUGUUUUAGAUGCCAAAAAGCAUGAAUUUAAAUCCGCAGUACAACGACAUAGUUAUUAUGAUAGAUGGAUAAUUAAUUAUUCGCAAUAAAGUCAGUAAAUAUUUGUAAUCUAACACACAUAUCACAAGAGAAAAUUAUUGGAGACUAUAAUUGGAGAUGUUCGUAUCCGAUUUUGUCUAUCACAAAAAAAUUGUCAAUAAAAAUUCUUUGUUAAUUCAUAGGUUACCUAAGAGAAAAGGAUAACCCGCUCCCUUAUCGCGUGAUAAAUUAUAGUAAUUUCAUCUUUAAUCUGUAAACUCGUUCAAAUACAAUCAUCCUUAGACCAAUGCAUAAGACACGGCGCGCAGGUUGAAAGGUUCAGUUCAGUCGAUUAAUCAAACGUCUAUAUUUAACCCCAACUCUUUCCGACACCGCACUCAUCGGAUUAUAUACGCCGUUACGUUACCGCAUGCCGAUAAAUCCGCGUCCGUACAAACAUAUACCUAUAAGCUUUUGAAUAUCCGUAUCUUCCUCCGAUAAUUAUACUCGUGAGUAAUCCAUGUCGCAAACGCUAUUUGCAAAUUCGUGCAAAAAUCCUAUAUCGAUACUACGGAAGAGCCAUCCCCCAGAGUAACCGCCGGCAUCCGGAGACGGUAACCAUCGAAUAAGGUAGCAGCCGAAGCAGCUCACGGUAAAUGCAACGUUUAUUAUUUAAUUAUUUAAAGGAGUAGUGUCACUUGCCCCGUUAGUUCAUAGAAAUCCGCCAUAUCCAUCGCGAUAUUUUCUAGAUCGCGCGUAUUCCUGGGGAAAAAUAUCGUGUUUCGCUUGACCCGAAAAAGCGAUCAUGUCCUAAAGUCCGAGUUCUACGUUCUUGUUCAGGCAGCCGUAGUCGGCCAGUGUAACAAUAGCUUUAAUGUAAUAAAUGCAUUUUAAUAUUCCUGCUAAUGAAACGUACUUCCGAUUCCUCUAAUGAUGACGGUUUGGUUGAUCCCUUAUUUGAAGGUCCCUAUCUACUGUUUACUACCCACGCGAGUUCUGGCUGUUUCUUUUCUGCUUUCUGCUUUUCUGUCAAGGUGCGGAUUCUUCCUUAGAGCUGUUGCCGCUAAGUUAUACCCGUUAAGGCUCCUGUUUUCACUUUGGAUAUAUUCUCUUUAGAUGUUCACGCAGUGUAAGCGCUCACGCUUAUAAGCGCUAUUUUCAGCUGUUCCUUUU
Molecule: messenger RNA, 3195 nt
Organism: Dinoponera quadriceps
Lineage: Eukaryota; Metazoa; Arthropoda; Insecta; Hymenoptera; Formicidae
Exons: 2
Coding region: 525-1196 (223 amino acids)
Source: RefSeq, a predicted model, not a curated record